AUGAUCUAUAGAUUUCCAGUUGGCUGGCGAGCGGUCAAUAGUCUAGUCCGAGGACCAGCUGGGCUAGCUAAUCUAGAGAUGUCAUCUCACAUUCCAUCACAAAACGCAUCAACCCCAGCUUCGUCUGUUCAUCCUUCUGAAGCAAAUGUCCAACAGACGUUGACGCUAGCAGAUCGGUCUGUGGACGAGACAGGUCGAGAGAUUGAUCAGUUCAAAGACAAGUUCCUUGGGGGCGACGAGAAGAAGAAAGAGUCUUCCAAGGAGCAAGAGUCACAAUCACAACCCCCGGGUCUGCGUCCUCAGGGAGGGCCACAACUUCCCCCUGGCUGGGUAGCACAAUUUGAUCAAAAUAGUCAGCGUUGGUACUACCUCGAGCAAGCCACUGGCAGGACACAAUGGGAUCCACCCUCAUUCUACCCGUCGCAACCCCCACCGGGAUCUGGUGCUCCUCAUGGAGCUCAGGCACCUCCUUCACAGGGCGCCCAGUAUGGUGGAGUGUACCCCGCGUCAGGCGAAGAGAAAAAGGAGGAGAAAAAAGACAAGAAGGACAAAAGUGGUCGAAACAUUGCUCUUGGUGCAGCCGGAGGUCUGGCUGCUGGCGGUGCACUUGGCUAUGCAAUGCGUACGAGCCUUGCAAACAUCGGAAGUCACGACUGA
Messenger RNA from Bacidia gigantensis, 657 nucleotides. RefSeq lists its product as uncharacterized. Bases 1 to 657 code for a protein of 218 amino acids. The transcript has 3 exons. Lineage: Eukaryota; Fungi; Ascomycota; Lecanoromycetes; Lecanorales; Ramalinaceae. Gene Ontology annotation, molecular function: protein binding. The record is from RefSeq and is a predicted model, not a curated record.